AUUGAGCUCGAAGAGGACAAUGGAGGCGGCGGUUACAUGUCAUCCCUGGAAAUGUUCCACCAUCUUCACUGCCUCAACGUCUUGCGAAAGUGGACCCACCUGGACCACUACAAGGAGAUCGAUCCAUUCUGGCACAAAUCGAACAAGUACCAUCUUCGCGAGCAUACGGAUCACUGCAUCGACAUCAUUCGACAAGUUUUGAUGUGUCAUUCCGAUACGGGAUUGGUAGUGUUUCACUGGACGAAGAAAACAGCGACGCCGAGCCCUUAUUUCAGUACUAGCCACAAGUGUAGGGAUCCGGAGGAGGUUUUAGCGUGGGCGAAAAGUAAUGCCAAACCU
Messenger RNA from Trematosphaeria pertusa, 339 nucleotides. RefSeq lists its product as uncharacterized. The annotation marks the transcript as partial. Gene Ontology annotation, biological process: mycotoxin biosynthetic process. NCBI's taxonomy places the organism in Eukaryota, Fungi, Ascomycota, Dothideomycetes, Pleosporales, Trematosphaeriaceae. The transcript has a single exon. The record is from RefSeq and is a predicted model, not a curated record.